Messenger RNA from Phlebotomus argentipes, 3837 nucleotides. RefSeq names its product cationic amino acid transporter 2-like. Bases 543 to 3596 code for a protein of 1017 amino acids. Lineage: Eukaryota; Metazoa; Arthropoda; Insecta; Diptera; Psychodidae. Gene Ontology annotation, cellular component: plasma membrane. Gene Ontology annotation, biological process: amino acid transport; transmembrane transport. Gene Ontology annotation, molecular function: amino acid transmembrane transporter activity. The record is from RefSeq and is a predicted model, not a curated record. The transcript is spliced from 7 exons.
GUCUGUUGGAAGGCUCGCUGGUGGUUAUAAAGUUGAGAUGUUGGCCUGCGCGAACAGUCUCACGAUCAGUCAGUGCUGAAUCUCGCUGCAGUGAGGACAUCAGGCAGCACAUCAGGACGCGCGAAGGAGCUCUCUUGGGCAGGAGUGCAGAAGAGUGUUGGUCGUAUCGCGGGUGGGAAUUGGAAAAGACAAUUCAGCGGCGCGAAGAGACACAAAUUCCCAAGUGCGCCGAGUGGAAAAAUGCCUAUACGAAAUUGGAGUUGUCGCGUAUCUUAUCACUGUGGCACUAUAGAAAACACUUGGUUUUGUUUAUCACCACAUAUUGCUGGUAAAUAAUCACGGGAGAUUACAAUUAAUUUGCCAUUGUAUGAGGCUGAAAGAGAACAUUUUGAGAGAUUCAGUGUGGACGCAGCGCGAGGAGUCGCAUUAGUGAUUUUCCGGGAUCUCGGGAUUGGGGAGCAUUUGAGGAGUGCAGUUUUAGAAGAUAAGUGAUAGACACAUUAAGACUUAGCGGCACCUAGAAAGGCGUGAAAAGUGCCAAAAUGUCCCUACAGUGGUGGCGUGUCCUGACCCGAAGGAAGAACUUGCCUAACAGACCUGUCGCUGGCGCGGACAGCGACACUAGACUGGGCAGGGUUCUCAACACCUUCGAUCUCACAGCCUUGGGCGUGGGUGCGACCCUAGGAGUGGGAGUUUACGUCCUUGCUGGUCACGUGAGUCGUGAUCAGGCUGGACCAGCUGUGAUUCUGUCCUUCCUCAUUGCCGCCGUGGCGUCAAUUCUCGCAGGACUCUGCUAUGCUGAGUUCGGAGCCAGAGUACCCAAGGCGGGUUCAGCCUACAUCUACAGCUAUGUGUGCAUAGGAGAAUUCGUGGCCUUCAUCACGGGUUGGAACCUCAUUCUGCAGUACGUGAUAGGAUCAGCCAGCAUCUCCCGAGGACUCUCGCUGUACCUCGACACUCUCAUUGGGGACACGCUGAAGAGGAGCUUCAGGAGUGUGGCGCCGAUCGAUGUGGAGUUUCUGUCCACCUACUUUGACUUCUUCGCCUUUGCGCUGCCCAUUCUUUUGGCAGUCGCCUUGGCCUUUGGCUUGAAGAAGUCCGCUGUGAUGAACAACAUCUUCACAGCCACCAAUAUCGCUAUCGUGCUAUUCGUGACGAUCGCCGGGGCCUUGAAGGCCGACGUGGCGAACUGGCGCAUCGAUCCGGAAACCCUCAACAGCACCGUCACGGAGGGUCUCAACAUCGGCCAGGGUGGUUUCUUCCCCUUUGGCGUGGAAGGCAUGCUCAAGGGCGCCGCCACGUGCUUCUUCGGGUUCGUGGGCUUCGACUGCAUCGCCACCACGGGUGAGGAGGUGAAGAGCCCCCAGAAGGCCAUUCCGCGAGCCAUCCUGUUCUCCCUCAUCAUCAUCUUCCUGUCCUACUUCGGCGUCUCCACCGUGCUGACGCUCAUGUGGCCAUACUAUCUGCAGGACGUCAAUGCGCCGCUGCCCUUCGCCUUCGAGCAGGUCGGCUGGUCAUUCGCCAAGUGGAUUGUGGCGAUCGGCGGCAUUGUUGGCCUCAUUACGAGUCUCUUCGGGGCCAUGUUCCCGCUGCCGAGGAUCAUUUACGCCAUGUCCCAGGACGGAUUGGUCUUCCGCUUCCUGGGCCAAGUUCACACUCACUUCAAGACACCCGUCAUGGGCACCAUGUGCGCCGGCGUGCUCACUGGACUCGUGGCUGCGCUGCUUGAUCUCAAGCAACUCGUCAGCAUGCUGUCGAUCGGCACUCUCCUGGCUUACACCGUCGUGGCCAUUUCCAUCACCAUCCUGCGCUUUUCCAAUCGCGCCGAGACGUUCUGCGAAGCCUCAGAGUCCUCCAGCUCCAUGAAAGCCAAGAAGCAGUCAUUCUUCUCCUCGUCGCUGUUGCAACUCUUCAACUGUCGCGCCCUGAAGCGCCCCACGAGACUCUCUUCGCGAAUCGUGGGCGGCAUGAUCUUCCUCUACACGGUCUUCUCGCUGGCACUUUGCCUGCUGAUCCUGUAUUCGAAGAAGGAACUGGCGGCUGGCCAAGUGUGGACGAUUGUCGUGUGGACGAUCAUCUGCGCAGUGCUGGUGAUCACGCUCAUUUCCAUGGCCGUGCAGCCCAGGGAUCCCACAGAGGCGCCUUUCAAGGUGCCUCUGGUGCCUCUAAUCCCAGGCAUCAGCAUCUUUAUCAACAUCUACUUGAUGCUGAUGCUGGACGCCUACACGUGGAUCUUCUUCAGCAUCUGGCUAGUCGUUGGCCUGACCAUUUAUACCGCCUCUGCGAUCCUCUACGCAGAGGAGAGUGAUCAGGAGGCAGAGAAGAAGGAACCCCACAGCACCAGCGUCACUGCGUCCUGUAGCGGAUCUCUCGGCGAGCCGCGGAAGCUGGAAAAUGGCACGAUCAGCAGGGCGGCUGAAGAUGACGUAGAGCCAGACGUGAGGAGAAUCAAGCUGUCUGAGGAUCUGCACGAGGAGUCGGAUGUGGAUGAGGAUCAGAAGUGUGAGGAGAACCCGGUGUCUUCUUCUCUGGAUGAGAUUCAUCUCGUGUCGGAGAUUUCUGACACGCACACGGAGAAGAAAGAGCCCAACGGGACGUCGUACUUCGUGGAGGAGAGCAGAACUCCCUCUCCUCCGCAAGACGGGGAGGCCAGGGUGUUGGCCUUGCUGGACGGCGUGAUCGAGACUGAGGACACGAGUCCUACGAACGAGAGAAAGAACUCAAUGGACUCCCUGGCGGAGAAUGAGGUCAUUGAGAAGUCAACAGUGGCGAUGAUUCACCGCGAAGAUACGCUGAAAGAGGAGGACGCGGAAUCGAUAAUGCCCGCUGAGAUCAUAGAGGAGACUGUGGGGUCAGAGAGUGACAAGUUGACUGCCACAACACUGCCAAGGAGAAGCCAAGAUGAACCCAGUAUUAAGCAGUCCAAGAGUGAGUCAGACAUCAGGGCGCUUCUAAUGAAGGAGCUUCAGCUGAGGAAUCCACCCCAAGAGGAGCCUGAAAUUCCACCAAUAGACUAUCCUGAAAUUCCACAGACGGCUCCAAUUGCAGAGGGAAGCAUACCCAAGCCGCCAAUCUUCGAUCCUGUGCUCUAUAAUGCCACGACAAAGAAGAGUCCAAGACUGGAAAUUCCUCGGCCGAGGAUAAAAACAUCGCCAGUGGCCCCAAAGAUGUACUCCACAAAGCAACAGCCUCCGCCUGACAUACCCGCGGAGCAGGAGCAGACCAAGGAGCAGUCAGUGGAGGACGAGGAGGAAGAUGAGAACAACAAUGGGAAGAAAUUUGCGGGGAUUAAAGGGAAAUUGGAGGAGAUUCUGCGGCGAGGACCACCUCUGCCUUACUCGCGGCCGCGAUCGAAGCCUCCAGAGCCCGCCGCCCCGGCGACUCCAGAGAAACCACCAUCGCCUGAAAUUGACCAGGAGGAGCCCGUCUUCACGCCACCAGUCACGAAUGUCAGCAAGCCCUUCGACACUGUCCACAAGCAGAAGAUCCUCUUCAACGAUGUCCUCAAGUCCAUCCAUCCAGACACCAGACCCAGCGUAAUCAGAAGCGAAUCCAUCAGCCGGAGAUCAGCAACGCCAGAAGUCCAGUCGCACUAACUAAUACUAACUAGUCAUUGAGGAAAAUGCAGUUUUGGGGAUUCAUCCUGUACACCUGCUACGGAUUCCGCAACUCACUGAGAUUGACCGAAAUGGAGCCGUUGCUGCGAAGUUCCAACAAUCGAUUUAAAAUCUACUCCGUUUAGCCCACAAUUCUCCCAUGAAUUGCCAACAAAAUAUUCCCACAAAGUUAUGUGAUUUGAUUAGGGUGUGUUAAAUAUUCACAAUAUAUAAUAUAUAU